AUGGCGGACGAGUGCAGGGUCUCCUCCGGCAUGGGGCCGCGGCGAGGGGACAGCGGAGACGCCGGUGCGCAGCCUUCGCCAGCUCCUGCCGAGCCGCUUCCCAAGCGGCUUCACCUCCCGCCGGCUCAGCCCCUCGCUGCGGGGACGGCGCGGUGGCCGCUGUUCCUGCUCCUCCUGGGCAGUGGAACCACCGAGCAGGUGGAACGCGUGGCUCGCCGGGCUGAGAUGGUCCUGGAGGAAAUCCCGAAGGGAAACGCUUCCCUGGUGCUCAGAGAUGCGGAGGUGAGAGAGGAAGGAACCUACUGGUGCUUGGUGUCAGUGGCUUCUCUCGCUGGGGUACAGUCAAUCCAGCUGCAAAUAGAAGAAAAACCCACAGUGACCAUUAACAUCACCUCUCUGUCACUGGUGGAAGGAGAGCAGCACAAGCUGGGCUGCAACAUCAGGCACUACUACCCACACAACACCCAGGCUCAGUGGCUCCAGGAGCCAAAGGACACCUGGAAGGUCCCCGAUGUCAUGAAGAACGUUCUCUCGAGUGGUGACCCGCAGAGCAGCAAUGGGACCUACAGCUCCUCCAGGUGCUUCCUGCUCACAGCGUCCCUGAAGGACGGUGGCCAUAAGUACACGUGCUGGGUAGACCACCCCAGCUUGCAGUCCCCCAUCAGAAGAAGUGUGACCACGGAGGUGAGGGGUACACCGCUCACUUGGGGACAUUGUCCCCUGCACCCUUGA
Haliaeetus leucocephalus (bald eagle) is the source of this 732-nucleotide messenger RNA. Its product is annotated as tapasin-related protein-like. NCBI's taxonomy places the organism in Eukaryota, Metazoa, Chordata, Aves, Accipitriformes, Accipitridae. The transcript is spliced from 3 exons. The record is from RefSeq and is a predicted model, not a curated record. The coding region runs from base 1 to 732 and encodes 243 amino acids.